Closterium sp. Naga37s-1 is the source of this 495-nucleotide messenger RNA. The record is from the annotation of a GenBank genome assembly. Lineage: Eukaryota; Viridiplantae; Streptophyta; Zygnematophyceae; Desmidiales; Closteriaceae.
AUGGACGAGGAAAAUCUGGGGUGGCGGUCGCACUGGGGCUUUAAGCUCAUUGUUGCUGCCACCAUUGUUGGGGUCGCCAUCAACGCGUUUCCACUCAUGGGAGACUCGCUCAUCCGCCACUCAGUCGCUCUCCUCAGGGCAAAGGACCCUUUCCUCCGGCGAUCAGGAGCGUACCGCCUCGCCUUCAUUGCUUCCAAUGAUGAGACUCGCAUGAAAAUCAUGGAAGCUGGAGCCCUUCCGCACCUCUUGCUGCUCCUCGAAUCCCCUUUUCACCACACUGAAUCUACCCCUCAUUCGCGCACGGUCAAGGAAGCACUCUCCUGCCUCACACAUCUGGCUCAGUCAGGUGAGCUUUUCGCCUCAAUUUCAACAGGCGCUGCUUCUUCCUCUUCCCCUCCUCCUCCUCCGCUCUUUCCUCCGGAGAGGCGCACGGUCAAGGAAGCACUCACCUGCCUCGCCCACCUGGCUCGGUCAGGUGAGCUCAGGUGCUUUUGA